Molecule: messenger RNA, 361 nt
Organism: Racocetra fulgida
Lineage: Eukaryota; Fungi; Glomeromycota; Glomeromycetes; Diversisporales; Gigasporaceae
Source: the annotation of a GenBank genome assembly
ACAAAUUGAAAAACUUCGUAAAUGCGAAUUGAUUUCAGAAAACGAAGUAAAAGAACUUUGUCGAAAAGCUAGAGAAGUUUUAAUAGAAGAAAAUAUUGAAGGUUGGGGAAUCAGUCCUCGUGGAGCGGGGUAUUUAUUUGGUGGUGAUAUCGUUGCUCAGUUUUUACAAAACAAUAACUUAGAUUUGAUUGCAAGAGCCCAUCAAUUGGUAAUGGAAGGUUAUAAAUUAAUGUUUAAUAAUACUAUAGUCACGGUUUGGUCGGCACCAAAUUAUUGUUAUAGAUGUGGAAAUGUCGCUGCAAUUUUAGAGUUAGACGAUAAACUAAAUAAAAAUUACAAGAUAUUUGAAGCUGCACCACAA